GCCAAAAUUUGAAAGACUACCUCCAACGAAGUGGGAAAUUCGAACAAAAUAAAAAGUUGCCAAGUAAAAGUGAAAGAAUAAAAAUCCAGAGCCUGAUUGAAGUGCCUGCAAGUUUUCAUGUGUUUGUCUCCAACUAUUGUGAUAUUCUUAUCAAGUUAUGGAAGCUUGUGGAAUUUUAAUUGAUCUGAGUGAACCAGUAGAAACCAGCCCACCAAAGCCUGUUCAGUGUAAAAGCCCCAGCCAAUCAGAAAGCAGAAACAAUAGUACAGAGACCAAUGAGAAAAGGUUGGAGGAAGAUGACAACUCGUUAGCUGAUUCAAUAGAAAUAGAGAGAAGUUCUGACAGAAGAGGCAGCUACACUAUUGACAGACCCAGCCUGUUGCAGGAUCUGGAUGAAAUUACAGCUGAGAGUGACAUUAGAAAAAAUGAGGCGAAAAUCAUUUCUCCAGACAUUCAGCUUUUAGAGGAUGAAGAAUUUGAUUUUGAUCUGCCGAUUUCUCCAGCAGUUAGGACCAUACAUUCACUAAAUGCAGAGGAAGAAGAUGAAGAAGUUUUUAUUGGACCUGUGGGAUUUACAGAAAAAUGUGUUGCUUCAGUUGUGUCAGAAAUUGCACCUAUUGAGGAACCCCUAAAACCCCUCAGUCCCCUCAAACCUCACCAAAUAGCCGAGAUCUUCAAGGAGGCACAGCUGGUAGUAUACAGAAUUAACAAUAAGGAGAAAGAUGGGGAUGGUAAGGGGGGUAACUCUAAGUCAGAAUCGAGGAAUGGAAAUGUGCACACUCCAGUGAAACAUCAGAGGAAAGGUACCUACACUGAAAGCCCCGAGGCGUUUGUUCGAUUACCGGAGAAUGUUGUAAAAGCAAUGCCUGUGAUAGAUUUUGAAAUUGAGGACCCUUUCCAAAAGAAAAGUGAGGAGGACAAGGAAAAUUUUAGUGGGAAGGGAAUUAAUUUUACUUCUCCCAAGAACAAAAAACUACCCAGGUGCAAGCUGUCUAACAAGGAGAAUGCAACAAAGACUGGAAGUUCCCGAUGGUUCAGUGACGGUCUCGCUAGCGAUACAGACGAUACCAGUAGUGUAACAUCAGACACUAGUGAGGCUUCAGCUACCAAGAUUCCGAUCACGAGGCCGGGUGCAGCUGAAACCAAGAUUUCCAAAAAGGAAUCUGGGUUGAAGAGACCUUCGAUGCUAAAACCCCCAGGUGCUGCCAGUAAAUCAAAUGAAAAUCUCACCACAGUCAGCAAUAAAUCAAUCACUAAAACAGCCAGUGUAUCUGUUGGGAAGUCAAAGGCCAUUCCUACCUCUAAUGCACGAAGGAGUUUGAAUACCAGUAACAGAAAGUCUUUAGGGUUAAACACUACAGGGAUCCCAAAAAGCAUGAAACCUUCUAGCAUUACCAACAUCAAACAGAAUAGCAAAGAGGCAACUGUAGAACCCAGAAAGGGACCCUCCACCAGAUUAAGUUUGAUGAAGCCCAGCAGUAUUCAGAAGCCAGCAAUAAAGUCACAAACAACAGAAGUUAAAAGUAAAGUCGGUCCACUAAAGGCUUUGCCAAAUUCCUCGAACGUUUCAGGCAAAAUGGAGAAAGCGAAGCCAGCCUUAAACAAACAGAUGUUGUUGAAUCCAGAAGUGUGCACCCCAGUGAAGCCUGACAAAAAAGUCCAACCCAAAUUACUGUCACAUGACUUUACCACCCCAGUCCGAUCUAAUUCAGUUAGUUCUUCUACACCUGCCUCUGUUCAGAGAAAAUCAUUUCUGCCGACUCCUCAGAAAACGCGAAGCGGCUCCACCAGUGCUCUGCCUCAACCAAGUUCUUUGGUGAAGUCCAGCAGUACCUCCUCACAGAGAGCAAACAUGUCUGCUUCUCCUUUUGUCUCACGUACUCUGACAAGCACAGGAAAUCAUACAAGGAAAGAAAUUUCCAAAAGUAGGCACUCCAUUGCAGGGAAAACCAGUCCUUUAAAGACAAGUGUGAAGAAAACUGGAAUCACAGCCGUUUAUCAGGGUCGCAGAAGCUUUAGCAUGUACAAGUCCGCUAAGUAAUCACCAGACACAUGAAGAAGAUGUACAAUGUAUAUCAAGAACAUAGAAUGGAUUCGUAGAAUUGUAGAGAAUUAUCGAAAAUUCAAGAGUUUUUAUUGUGAAUUUUUUUUAUCCUUUUGCGCUGAGACGAGAUGUUGGGAGGCAUUUCUGUUGGUCUGUCGUUCUACAGCGUUAAACCUGGAUUCUUUUUAUGUCGCUUCAGGGACAUUGUGUAAUUCAUAGAGACCAAGGGACAUAUCUCUGUUGGGAGCAUUAUGUUUUCACGAACACACCAUUUUAAAAUUUCAAUGUGUAUUGUUAAAAUGAUAAUGUAGUUAUGUUCAAUUGUACAAAGAUGUUUUAAUUUUAUUUCAUGUCGCUGUGUUAAAUGUUCAGUUUGUAUGAGCAUUGUUGUGAAAUAAGGGAAAACAAACUAAUUCUGUAAUCACAAAGGACUUGAGACGUAUGGAAGAUUUCAGAGUAGACUAGUUUUCCCUUUAUUUAGUGAAGUUAUCGCUAGGCAGUAACAAAUACCUCAAUCAGAUAUCUGUGUGACUAUCUCCCCAAAGUUGACCAAUGGUUUUCAUUUAAUAACAUGUGUAUUCUUAUAAAACUUUGAAUAUAAUAAAAGAUAUUGAUGUGUAAUUUAUCAUUGCUUGGUUAUUAAAUUCAAUUAAUUUUUGUAACCUCAGUGUAUGUACUAUAAAUGUAGAUAGCUGUGUAUUAAAUGUGUCUUAAUGCAUAUAUGAACAUAAUGAAAACAUUAGCUUGUUUGACUAGCAAUUUGUAUUCAUCAUGUGUUAAAAAGUAAAAAAAAAAAAAAAAAGAUUGAUAGAAUUACUGUAUCUGCAAGUAUUAAGCUCUGAUGAAAAAAUGUGUGUGAAAAUCCAUGCUGACUUUUUCUUUGUGUGACUUGUGUAUAAUGUAAUGACUAUAAAAUAGUACUAUAUUUUUAUAAAGAAAAUUUUUAAAAAUUCAGAUUUCUACCUUGUGUAAGGAAAUGCAGCUCAAUUUGUAGGUUUAACUAAUAUCUGUUGAUGAGUAGAAUUGAUUCUCAUGUAGUAAGCUCUUUGUCGGAUAUAAUCUGUGGGUUACUUACUGUUGGAUAACUUCUCUGCGUGUUGAAGCAUUGGCCAAGUCUUUCUAAGCUUUGUUGUUAAGACCUUUGAUAAAAUUAUGUUUGUUUUUCCAUUAUACCUACCAAACAAUUAAUGAAAUAUGACUACAUUCUGUGACAGUGUAGAGUGUUCAAUAUUUACACGAAAAACAAAUAUAGUUUUAACUUGGCCUAUCAUGUGCAUCAUUGUGAUAUCUCAUUGUGAUUACUCCAAAUAAAUUUGAAAAACAAAA
Molecule: messenger RNA, 3370 nt
Organism: Ostrea edulis (European flat oyster)
Lineage: Eukaryota; Metazoa; Mollusca; Bivalvia; Ostreida; Ostreidae
Product: G2 and S phase-expressed protein 1-like
Exons: 13
Coding region: 158-2041 (627 amino acids)
Cellular component (GO): microtubule cytoskeleton
Molecular function (GO): microtubule binding
Source: RefSeq, a predicted model, not a curated record